This is a messenger RNA of Cavia porcellus (domestic guinea pig), 9970 nucleotides long. RefSeq names its product ring finger protein 150 (gene Rnf150). The transcript is spliced from 7 exons. Lineage: Eukaryota; Metazoa; Chordata; Mammalia; Rodentia; Caviidae. Bases 393 to 1694 code for a protein of 433 amino acids. The record is from RefSeq and is a predicted model, not a curated record.
GACACCCCCGCCAGCGCCCGGCCCCCCGCGAGCCGAGGGCGCAGGGCUGCCACCCCUAUGAACGGAGAAGGCCGGCGCAGCAGCAGGACUCGCGGCAGCUGGACUCCUCCGCAAGCCCGGGGCGCCUCCUCCUUUCCCACCCUCCGUUCGCCCGGGAAGCAAAAUGCAGCCGCCGCGCUUUGGUUAGGAGGCGCAGGGGCCCGCGCCAUCCGCCGCCCGCCCGGAAUCCGAUCCCCGCGGCGGCUGCGCGUCCCGGCCGCGGCCCCUGGGACCCGCGAGUGAGCGGCGGCGGCUGCCGGACGAGGAGAGGCGGCCGGCCCAGGUUGGCCGGGACCGGGAGGGGACGGCCGGGGCGAGGCGCGGGGCGCGGGGAGGGGCCCCGGCGGAUCGAGAUGGCACCGUCUCUCAUCCAAGCGUGCCGCAGCCUGGCUCUCUCAACAUGGCUGCUUUCCUUUUGUUUCGUGCAUCUGCUCUGCCUGGACUUCACCGUGGCCGAGAAGGAGGAAUGGUACACCGCCUUCGUGAACAUCACCUACGCCGAGCCCGCGCCGGAACCCGGGGCCGGCGGCGCGGAGCUGCGCACCGAGAAGUCCGAGUGCGGGCGCUACGGGGAGCACUCGCCCAAGCAGGACGCCCGCGGGGAGGUGGUCAUGGCCAGCGCGGCGCACGAUCGUCUGGCCUGCGACCCCAGCACCAAGUUCGCCGCGCCGACCCAGGGCAAGAACUGGAUAGCCCUCAUCCCCAAGGGCAACUGCACCUACAGGGAUAAAAUCCGGAACGCGUUUCUGCAGAACGCCUCUGCCGUGGUCAUCUUCAACGUGGGCUCCAACACCAACGAGACCAUCACCAUGCCCCACGCAGGUGUGGAAGACAUUGUGGCCAUAAUGAUUCCUGAGCCCAAAGGGAAGGAGAUAGUAAGCCUGCUGGAAAGGAACAUCACCGUGACGAUGUACAUCACCAUCGGAACCCGGAACUUGCAGAAAUAUGUGAGCCGCACUUCGGUUGUGUUUGUCUCCAUCUCCUUCAUUGUCCUGAUGAUCAUUUCCCUCGCAUGGCUGGUCUUUUAUUAUAUCCAGAGGUUUCGAUAUGCAAAUGCCAGGGACAGGAACCAGCGGCGGCUGGGAGAUGCAGCGAAGAAAGCCAUCAGCAAGCUGCAGAUCAGGACCAUCAAGAAAGGCGACAAGGAGACGGAGCCCGAUUUUGACAACUGUGCAGUGUGUAUUGAAGGGUACAAGCCCAACGACGUGGUUAGGAUCCUGCCCUGCCGGCAUCUUUUCCACAAGUCCUGUGUUGACCCCUGGCUUCUAGACCAUCGUACCUGUCCCAUGUGCAAGAUGAACAUUCUUAAAGCCCUAGGGAUCCCGCCCAAUGCUGACUGCAUGGACGACCUCCCCACCGACUUCGAGGGCUCCCUGGGAGGUCCCCCCACCAACCAGAUCACAGGCGCCAGUGACACAACAGUAAACGAGAGCUCAGUCACAUUGGACCCUGCUGUCCGGACUGUGGGAGCCUUGCAGGUGGUCCAGGACACAGAUCCCAUGCCCCAGGAGGGAGAAGUCAUCUUCACUACUAACAGUGACCAGGAGCCUGCCGUGAGCAGCGAUUCCGACAUCUCGUUGAUUAUGGCCAUGGAAGUGGGGUUAUCUGACGUGGAACUCUCCACUGACCAAGACUGUGAAGAGGUGAAAUCUUGAAAUGGCGAGUGUAGAAAAGAGAGAUAGUAGGACCCAAGGGGACAAAGGGAGGAGUGCGCCACGACUUCAGAUCACCUUGGAACUCCAGCACGCGGUGUUCAAGAUGGUAAUGAAAAGCAAUAUCCAAAGUCUCACUAAUCAGGACGCAGUCCUGCCGUCGCUACAGUAGUCUAUGGCCGUGGCAGCUUGGAAGUUGAAAACUGGGUUUCCCAUCCAUGUUCUCACACACAUGUAUUCCAGCAGCUCCUAGAACAGAGACUGCAGGGAAUUAGUUUUAUUUCAAAUUUUCCAGGUCUCAUUGUUCAUGUUUUGGGGAGACUGUUUGACUUCUUUGUUUGAAUUUUCUUUUAAAGACUGUACAGUUUACAUCUGCUCCUCUGUUUUUCCUCUGGCUCACUCCUGGGUAGAGUUCUGUUUAGAAGCGCCAGUUCCUGCUACGAUCAGUUUGUAUUCCAUCUCUGAGACUUGAGGUUUUAACCUCCCUCUCGGCAUGAAGUGUGCAUGGCUUUGAGAAGUGCCUCUGCACCUUGAAACAGUUCAAGACCAGCUUUCAUUAAGAACCGAAGUUCUUUUAGAUGGACCUUGAAAAUUCGAGAUACCGGAGACCCUAACACUAAAUUCUGAAUCUGCCGAGGCCAUUACUCAUUAUUUUAAGCUACAUCCCGCUGGCUUGGAUUUGCCAGGCUCUGUUAAGGGCUUACCAUGACAUGAGGAGGGAGUUCGGAGAAGCACCCCCGCUCGUAUAGGUCUUGGGGUCUUUGGCUGAAAUUCUGAAUUCACAAGAUCCCUCAAAGGCGGGAACACUGAUCUUCAGGAGCAAUGUCUGGGGCUGCAAGCCUUGACUGAAAACUUAAUACUGUAACAUCUUCUUCCCUUUGAAAGCAGAAGGCCUGGGCACUGGUUCCCCAAGGCUGGAGCAGUCUGUCACCUCCACGUGUGGGUUCCACCGGGGAUAGAGGCUUUAGAAACCAUGCGAUCCUGUUUGAGCCCAGUGGUAAAUACAGUGGAGGUCACAGUCGCACGACUUUUACCUUGGUCCCCACCCUUAAGUUAAACCUCACUAGACCAUGUAGAAGGUUCAAAGGAAUUCUCAGCAGCUCGCUUCUCACACGUCUCACAGGAAGCACUCUCGCUUCCUGAGUGUCCAGAAACCUGGAGUGGGGAAAAAUUGGGAAAAGAAAUAUCCAAUGCAUAUUAACACCCACUUGUGGUUUUAAACUGUUUAUGUUUUUUACUCCUUUUUGUUGUUGUUGUUAUUGUAAUGACGAUAGAAACAUUCUAUUUUCCAGGAGACGAUUUUGUAACACAUUCAAGACUCUCCAGAUGCAGGGGUGACUCAGGCAGUGACCUGCAUCUGGACAGUCAGGUGGGUCACCGUAUCAUCUCUAAAUAGCUGGCGAGUGCCAAGCCACUGCUUGGAUUAACCACGAGAGAGAGCUUUUCUGACUGAGCAGCAUUUGUGUGUCUGCUGAGGGCUUUUCUGCCUCAUUACACUAAUACUCCCUCACACAGAGUUUGGUCCCUGCUGAAACGUGGCUCGUGGGUCAGAGAAAACACUGGUUGCUCUUUUAUCACCUCCUAGAGUGUUUCCCUGAAUGAAAUUGAGUCUCUGAGGAGGAGAAGGUAGGCAGGGAAGAACCAAGAGACCGCUAAAUCAGGGAACUGAAGUCCUCGCUGGGCCACACCCUCUGGAGGCCUCAAUUUCUCCAGCUGUAAAGUGAAGAAUUCAGCAUGAUCGUUUCCAGGGCUCCCUCAAACUUUAGGAUCACAGAUGACCAUUUGCCAGGGAGCAUUUUUGCAGGCAGCAGCAGACGUCAUAGCUGGGGGAGGCAGAGGAAGCCUUUGCAACUUGGCACUCCUGCGUUGCUGACAGUGAAGAUCUAGAUGAUUCCAGUUUUAAAUCCAAGUAGGAGUUGGUUGGUUCUGCCUUGUUUCAAAGCUGCUGUUAGAAUCUGCAGUCUCUAGAUGCCUUCAAAUCCUAGUUCUCGGUGUCGAAUUCUCAAAAGUGUUUCUUUUCUUAGUCAGCUCUGGUCUUCGCCACCUACUUCCCCUUUCACCAGCUCCACCCCCAAACAAAUUUUGGCAUUAAGAAUAACGGAACUAGGAUAAUUUGACAGCAAAGAAAAUAUGAAUUGUAGGUUUUUGUAGAUGGCGAGGGGUCCAGGAGGUUGCUCUGAGGCCUGUGGAUCUGACCCGAAGGAGGUCCCACUUUGAACUCCUUGAGCCUAUUUCCCUUACCAGAGGGUUUUAAAGUUUACUAUGGCCUUGGUAGUCCAAAAAACAUUUUUAAGCAAAAAGUUUCAGUCUUUCCAAAAUAAAAAUGGAAAAAGCCCUUCUCUGUGGCCUUCUUUGCCACCUCCCCUCAAAGAUGAGAGAGAUGCCAUAUGACCUGGAGACCAGUGGAUACACACAAGAGUGUCCAAGAAUGUGUAACCCAGAGUUGCAAACUGUGUGCCCGCACAAAUGUAUAUUACAAGGUCUAUGCCAACACUGUCCACUAGAAAUACAAAGCAAAUCAUAUAUGUAAUUUUAAAUUUUCUACUAGCCACAUUUCAAGAAGUAAAAAGACCCAGGUAACAUAAUUUUAAUAGUAUAUUUUAUUUAACCUCAUACUAUUGUUUCAGCAUGUAAUUGAUAUAAAAAGUGCUAAUGAGAUGUUCUCCACCCUUUCUUUGUGCAAAGUCUUCUAACUUCAUUGGCCCUCUCAACACAUCUCAUUUUGGGCUUGCCGCUCCGUAAGCACUCACUCGCCCCAUGUGUCUAGGAGAUACCCACUAGGGGGCACAGGUCUAGAGCUCCUCCAGCCUUCUGAGGAGAAUCCCUAGUCCUUACAGAAGAGGAAGGCUGCAACUGUAAUUACCUCCAGAAAGAACUAGACACCACCCAAGUCGCCUGAGGACAGGGCCAGGCAUUCAUUUCUCUUGUAAUGAAUAAAGACUCAAGCAGCCCUCUUGGAAAUUUCUGCUUCAACCUUCUUAACCACUGUUGUCCAAUCUCAUCAGUUGUUCUUUGUCUGACUUGUCACCUUUCCAAAAGUCCUGCAAACCCUGUUGAUCUGGUGCUGAAGCAAAAUUAUCCUUACUUCCAUAACAAACCCUUACACUGGUAUGUGGCAACUUAAGGAGCCAGAGAGAACUCUAGACUGAAGUCAUCCAACUUGACCUUAACCUUCUGGCUCUUCUUUAAAGGUCUCUGCCUAGUCCCAAUGUUCCCUAACCACAUAGCUCUCGCUAAAACUCAUGAACUGGGGAGGAAAAGACUUAAGAAAUUAUAUUGAUGUCCAACACAAAAUUUUGUGUGGCCUUACUAAGAAAGAACCUUCGGGGUAUCAGCCUCCCGUUGGUAAAUUACAACCACCUCCAACAGCCAGCAUUCCGCUCAGCAUCAGCAUUGGUCACCACCCCAUGUGGUGGGGAAGAAAAAACAUUUGCAUUGGCUCUGAACAAUUUAAGGUCACUUUUGGGAAUUCCUACCUCCUCCUGUGUGGCUAGUCCUUUGGAAGCACUGAGCCCUGAUUAUUGACAAGUGCAGCAUUUGAGAAGUAAUUCUUCAGGAUUUGAUCACCCCUGCAAGGUUGACUCUGCUCAUCUAGAAAAAGGGAGAGGUAGACCAUCAGGAAAGAAAGAACUGUAAAGUACCAGAGGCAUCUAACUACUUUGACUUCACAUGGUCAUUAGUGCUCAAGACUGGAGGCAGGUCUUGGUCUUUUUUUGUUUUUUAUUUGCUCCUUUGCUUUUUUUUUUUAUCGGUACCGGGGAUCAAACUCAGGGUCGCCUGCUUGCAAGGCAGGUGCUUAUGCCACUGAGCUAAAUCCCCAUUUUUCACUGUGGUGAAGCAUCUGUAGACAGUCUCAGGUCUCAACAGCCAGGAGACUCUUGCCCAUUUCAGUUGCUUGCCUGCCAUCCCCACAGCUGCCACACCUUCAAAACCCCAAGGAUGACAGAUAAACCAACAGAAUGCACUGUGAGUUUUGACUUAGGCAGAAAACUCUCACAGAGCCACUGUCCAUAGAAUACGGCACUGUGACAAAGACAUCUCACUGAAUCAAAACUCAGAAGCUAUGGGCAGGGCAUGGUGGCAUAGUCUAUCAUCCCAGCACUCAGGAGGCUGAGUUGGAAGGAUUGGGGUGAGUUUGUUUGAGACCAGCCUGGGCCAAAUAGUGAGUUCAAGGGGAACCUAAAUCAUAGUGAGACCUUGUCUCCAAAAAAAGGAUGGAUGGAUUUGAAAAGAAAAGAAAACAAGGAAGGAUCUGAGAUACAGAUUCUCUGUGGAGCUAGAGCCCGUCUUCCGUGGUAUUAGGACCACUGAGGCAAUUUUCAAUAGCAUUUUUAUAUUCUCUUACUUGGAUUUCCUUCCUAUACUCUGUUUUUCUUUCUUCAGCUCCCCAUCUCUGUAUCCACACACAUACUUCUCCCAUCUACCCUUCCUCCUCUGUUUUGCUCCUUAUUUUAUUUUGUUAUUUCUUCAUUUUCUUUUCUCACAAGAACCUCUCAACCUUCAGGACAAAACCAAAACUGGUGUUUCCGUAAAUAUAGAAUUACCAUCUUUAUCAUGCUUACUGUUUCACUGAUGUUUUCUCUGUAUUGUGUAGUAAAAACUGUACUUCUGAUGAGGAAAACUGGUUUACCAUCAAGGCAACUUAAAUUCUUUCCCAAGCCAGUCACCUUCAUUUUUACUUUUUUUCCCCCCUAGGUAUUGAGGAUUGAACUCAGGGCCUCUACACUGAGCUCUAUCCCCUCCUCUCGGGUGAGGGGGCAAAAUCUAGCAAACUCACCGAGUUGCCCAACUGAGUUGAGCCUCAGUUGGGCUCAAACUUGCAAUUCUUCUGCCUCAACCUCCCAGAGAGUGGUAGCAUGUGCUACCACAUCCAGUUUCAUUUUUGCUGCUUUUAUCACUGGUUUAUCUCAAGCCAACCAUAGCUAUUGCCUUUUUGUUUUGUUUCAAUUUUUCAACUUCAUUGGCAGUUUCCUAAGCAAAAAUGGCAAGAUCACCAUUCUCAAGUGCUGCCUAGAUCUCGUCUCUUCCACUGACAGAAUAUGUGACCAUCCAGGUUCUCCACACGCCCCAGGGUCAGGAUUUGUGCAUCUUGUGCCUGGUGACUGCUUAACAGCUCUGCACAAAGCCUGCUUGCUCCUUGUAAGUGACCUGGGGGCCAAAUGGGCGAGGAGACUGUCCUCUAGAGGUGUGGGCCAGAAGCUUCCCCAUGCAGUGCUGGGUGUCAGGGCAGGGACUGAGAGGCAUGUUUGGUAAUUCUGUCUCAGAGGGAAGGGAUGCAGGGCUGGUCAGGGAGCUGGGUGAAGCAGGGCUCAUAGCUUCUGGGCCGGACACACAGAUGCACUCCCUAAUGAAAAGCCCGUGCUCCCCAGAUUGAGAACUGAUAUGGAUGGGGCAGUUUGUCUAAGGAAUCAAAUACUGUACCACUCAUGACUGCAAAGAAGGUAUGCGUAGCCUGCAGAAGUAAAUUCUAAGAAACAGGCAUGAAUUUCUCGUCACCCUUAGCCCUUCCCUUGCCCUGCUUUUCUCCACACCUCCCAACUGCAGGCUCUUUGUAGUAGGAACAGCCACCAGCCAUGUUUAAAGACUUAGAGAUCAGUGGCAAUCUUCCUCUAUUGGGAGCCUUUUGAGGGCCCUUACUUAGCAUCCUAGAACUAACGAACUGAACCCAGACCCUAAAUGUGGCCCGUGGUUACCAAGCCCUUUAAAUGUAAAAUAUGUGUGUUCUACAAAAACCUGCUUAAGGUUGGUCAUAGUUCUUUCCCUAUCCUGAGUGCUUCAUACUCUGGGGGAUUUUUAUGGAGCCUCAGCAAUCAAGAAUCUUCUAAUCCUGGGCUACCCUUGGUGUUUGUACUUACUCCAGAGCCAUUUGCUGUCUAACCACCCACUACACAGUCACUGGUCACAGUGUUUAGACAAGAAUGUACAGCUCUUAUGCAGCCUGUGGGUCUGAUCAGAGGGAGAGAAACUCCAUGCAGAAGAGAACUCACCCUGAGUCACCCACAGUCAUUGUUCGGUGAAUGUCCAUGGCCCUGCGAAAGCAGAGGAUAUCGAAGGGCCAUGUGUGCUGUAUAAACCAAAGACUGAUCGCCAUCCAGAUGGACACAUUUCUUCCAUCAACCAGCUGAAUUUUCUCCUAAUGUUCUCACAAAUGAAAGUGAACAUGGGUCUCGUGGUUGCAUGAAACCUGAGGGGGUUUUCAUUUGCAGGCUGUUCACUGACCUUACUAAAGCCAGAAAUCUCAAAUAAGUAAACUGUGGCCUUAGUACCACACGAUUUCAAAAGCCCAGUGGUUAGCCCCCUUUUUCUUCAAAACUUUCAGACAAGUCUAGUGCUUUGUUGAACUCUUGUUUUGUUCUCUUUGAGAAUGUGAAGAUUUUAAAUAGCCAAAGAAUUUUCAUGUAUAAGAGCUAGCUCAAUUGUAGUAUAUCGUGCUCUCUGAAGAAAAUACCAAACUGUUGCCUACUGAUAGACAGCAGAGCGAUUAAACAAUGGCUAGCGUGGAUUCAGCAGUCUGAAUUUGAGUUGGCCUCUACGGGACUCACGUUUAGUAAAUGUUAUUGAAAGGUGAACAGCACCCCCUACUGGAAUAAUCCCAUUCUUCCAGCAAAUCAGUUUUUACUUGGGUCAUCAUUUCUUCAACUCAUUUGCCUUUUAUCAUACAGUUUUCUGCAUCAUUAAGAACUUGGUCUAUGUUUAUCAAAAGAGCAAAGAAUGUCACUAACUCUGAAGAGUUGAAAGAGACCUCACAAAAGAGCUCCAGCCCUUUUUUCUGCAAAAUGUUGACACACACUAUUGCUCUGCAAAGAGUUCCGGGCUGAAAUACGUGUGAUGAGUUAUAAGCAGAGGUCGGCUUGAUGUGUAGCUUAUCUUGGCUUUCUUCUUGUGAAAUCACAAAGAAGAUCAAUAAAAAGGACUUCUUCUUUCAUAUGAAUGUAAAUGGUGUGAAAUGCUGAUGUGUUUUGUACAUGUACAUAAUAUAUUUACUUCCUGCUUUCACGUUAGUAAUCUGAGAUAGUUGUACCAUUUUAUAAUUAGAGUUUUAGGGGUGGGAGAGGUUAGAAGGGGCUGUUAUUUUUAUAGUGGGAUGUUCCUUAUAUUUAGAAAAUUUGAAGUAAUUUUGUAUUUGUGAAAAGUUACAUUCCAUCCAUUUCCUUUUCAAAAAUAAACCGAUAUUGUUUCUUAAAGUGUUCACAAGCUUGGAGGAGGAUGAUUCUAGUUUCCAGGGGAGUCUCCCAAGUAGUACGUAUGUGACGCCAAUUUUGUAGACUGCAGACCAGAACCAGCAAAUGCCAGUUUUUUAAAAAAUGUGACAAAAAAACUAACUUACACGAACACUUUUGUAGAGCACAGCAUUAUUUCCCACUGGAAAAGAAAGUCUGCAAAGAAUGUAAUUUACAGUUAUAAAACUAGCAGUCCCGACAUCAUAAAUCAAUCUCUGGCAUCUCCCUGCUAACAAGGGGGAAAUCCAGUGGCUUCAUUUUGCUUUCCUAACAUGAAUUAUGAGGAAGGAUGCUGUCACAGUUGGUAUUUUACUUAGCUUCCCCAAAAGCUGUCUCUGGCCAGUCUGCAGGUAAUAAAUACGAUGGCUCCGUCUCGGCAUUGUUCGUCUCCACCAUGGUCACAUCACAGCAUUGAUUCUUUUGCCGCCUGACCCCAGAGAUCAUCAAAAGCUACUCCCAAUGAUAUCUGCAUGGGGAGUUUUGAAUUUGGGCUGUGGAGAACUCUUGAUUAUUGAAAUAAUGUAGUAGCAAAUGAUACAGUCAUUUCACCACAUCACUUUCUGUACAAAAGUCACGUGCACAUUUAAAGAAUUAGUUAAGGCAGUGUGUGUGUCCGAUUUUUUUCGGUGUAAGUCUUUCUCUUCCUCCACCUCAGGCACCAACUCUGGUCCUUUCAAAGCACUUUAUAUCUCUUAAAAAUACAAAGAAAUUUGAAAACAAAACCUGUCUUUAAAGGAAUUUAUCUUCUAUUAGAAGACACAGACUUUUAUUUUUGCUUUCUUCUGUUUUCUACGUGUUUGGAGAGCAUAAACUGUUUUUGUCUCAUACCGGGCUAGCAAUGCAACAUUGAGGAUGACAGUUGGAAACAUUCAAUUGUACAACAUGACUAUUUUUGUUAUAUAGAAGACUAUCAUGUAAAUAGUGCAAUGGUGUUCUUCUGUAUGGUUAAAAAAAUAUAUUGCAACUCUAAAGAUUUUAACACAAGGAUUGUGAAUUCCAGGAAAUUUCACUGCAAAAUUUUGUUUGGUUUUGUUUUGUAAUAAAAUAGAGCCAAAUGGU